Apodemus sylvaticus (European woodmouse) is the source of this 939-nucleotide messenger RNA. It is a transcript of the gene Ndufs3, whose product is annotated as NADH:ubiquinone oxidoreductase core subunit S3. Bases 72 to 863 code for a protein of 263 amino acids. The record is from RefSeq and is a predicted model, not a curated record. Gene Ontology annotation, molecular function: NADH dehydrogenase (ubiquinone) activity. The transcript has 7 exons. NCBI's taxonomy places the organism in Eukaryota, Metazoa, Chordata, Mammalia, Rodentia, Muridae.
CUUCCGGUCCGUGCCCUUGGGGCUCCGUGGCCUGUGUGUUCUCCGGCUACUUAGUCGGCACCCUAAAGAAUAUGGCGGCUGCUGCAGCCAGGGUCUGGUGGCGUGGGCUCUUGGGGGCCGCUUCCGUAGCCAGGGGGGCUGGGCGACCCUCAGUGCUGUUGCAGCGUGUGAGAAGGGAGAGCGCGGCGGCUGACAAGCGCCCCACUGUCAGACCCCGGAAUGAGGUGACCCACAAACAGCUCUCGGCAUUUGGAGAGUAUGUGGCUGAAAUCUUACCCAAGUAUGUCCAGCACGUUCAGGUGACCAGCUGUAAUGAGUUAGAAAUCUGUAUCCAUCCCGAUGGAGUCAUCCCAACGCUGACUUUUCUCAGGGAUCACACCAAUGCCCAAUUCAAAUCCUUGGCUGACUUGACAGCAGUGGAUGUCCCCACUCGGCAGAACCGUUUUGAGAUUGUCUACAACCUGCUGUCUCUGCGGUUCAACUCUAGGAUUCGUGUGAAGACCUAUGCAGAUGAGCUGACACCCAUUGACUCCAUAGUGUCUGUGCACAUCGCUGCCAAUUGGUAUGAGAGGGAGGUCUGGGACAUGUUUGGAGUUUUCUUUUUUAACCACCCUGAUUUAAGAAGGAUCCUGACAGAUUAUGGCUUCGAGGGACAUCCUUUCCGGAAAGACUUUCCCCUCACUGGCUAUGUUGAGCUGCGGUAUGACGAUGAGGUGAAGCGGGUCGUGGCUGAACCAGUGGAGUUGGCACAAGAAUUCCGCAAGUUUGACCUCAACAGCCCCUGGGAGGCUUUCCCUGCCUAUCGUCAGCCUCCUGAGAGUCUCAGGCUUGAAGCUGGAGAGAAGAAGCCUGAAGCCAAGUAACCUUAAAAGUGUGUAGAUCCUAGAGGAGAAUGUCUUUACCUAAGGCUGUCUGUAAAUAAACUCCAGUGGACAUUCA